CUAGACGCGGGCGCCGACAUCAACGUCCCGAACGAAUACGGCGACACCGCACUACAGGCAGCUUCAUCAGGAGGCCACGAGCGGAUAGUCAAGAUGCUACUAGACGCGGGCGCCGACAUCAACGCCCAGAGUAAACACGGCGACACCGCACUGCAGGCAGCUUCAUCAAGAGGCCACAAGCAAGUGGUCAAGCUCCUAGUUGAUGCAGGUGCCGUUUACCCUAGCCGCAGUAGUAGGCUUUGCUGA
Molecule: messenger RNA, 246 nt
Organism: Bipolaris victoriae FI3
Lineage: Eukaryota; Fungi; Ascomycota; Dothideomycetes; Pleosporales; Pleosporaceae
Exons: 1
Cellular component (GO): cytoplasm; nucleus
Molecular function (GO): protein binding
Source: RefSeq, a predicted model, not a curated record